CUUUAUCUAUUUUAAUAAACUUUGCAUUUAUUUUGUGCGCAAACGUCAAAAAAAUAUAUAUGGCCCUGGAUAUAUUUUUCCACGAACAAAGUGAAUGAAGUUAAAUUAAAACACAAAUUUUUUAUUUGUGUUUUUUUUUCUACAUUAGAAAAAAAGUGUAUUUAGAAACCCACAGUGACUUUAACACAAAGGGUUCAACAAAAUGUCGAUAAAUCAUUAUCAAUAUGUUAAUUUUUGAUAAUAUAUUUUUAAUUUAUUUAUAAUAAAUUAAUUGUUUAUUGUUUUUUUAUUAUUUGGUUAAUUUGUUUUUUGUUUUUCUUUUUUUUCUUUAUUUUUUUAGUGGUAAUUAAUAAUUGAUUAUAUUGUUGUUAAAUUUAGUUAUUGUGGUUUAUUUUAUUGCAAUUUAUUUAUCGAUGAUUUUAAAUAAUAAAUUAGGGGUUGAAAUUAUUGAAAGGGUGAAGUGAUAAAUUAUUAUUUUUAUAUUUAUUUGAGGUAUGACGUUGGAGGAUCCUUUUUUUGUCGUCAAAGACGAGGUUUGCAAAGCUUUGAAUAAAACAAGAGGACUUUAUGGUCGUUGGAGUGAAUCACAAAUUAAUUAUUCAGUAUCAACACCAAAUGGAUUAUCUCCAGGUGCACUUAUACCUCCAGUAUCAAAAGAAGAACUUGAAUGGACCACAACUGAAUUAAGAAAUGCAUUGAGAUCAAUUGAAUGGGAUCUUGAAGAUCUUGAAGAUACAAUUUGUAUUGUAGAAAAAAAUCCAACGAAAUUUAAAAUUGACAACAAAGAUUUAACAUAUAGACGUACAUUCAUUGAUCAUACACGUGAAGAGGUCAAGAUUAUGAGAGACAAAAUGAAUUUAAGUCGAGGAAGAGAUCGAGAUCGUACAGCUAGACAACCAUUGUUAGAUAAUAGUCCAGUACGUGGACCAAUUAAUCAUGGUACCACAAAAUACAGUAAAUUGGAAAAUGAAACUGACAGUCCAAGUAGAAGAUUUAUGGAUGAUACACUUAAUCAACAAAGUUCUAUGAUGAGACAACAAGAUGAACAAUUAGAUAUUAUUAGUGAAAGUAUUGGUACAUUAAAAACUGUAUCACAUCAAAUUAAUUCAGAGCUUGAUGAACAAGCUGUAAUGUUGGAUGAUUUUGGUAAUGAACUUGAAGUUACUGACUCAAAGUUGGAUGCAACUAUGAAAAAAAUGGCAAAAGUACUACAAUUAAGCAAUGGUAACUAUAAUAAUUACAUUCCAGCUCCUACAUCGUCUGUACCUAGUGUUAAUUAUCCACAAAAAACAUCUUCCCUAUCCACAAUUUCAACAACAAUAACUAAUUGUUUUUUAUGCUCUGCUGAAUAGACUUUUUUUUUUGUUUGUUUUUUUUUGUUUGUUUAACAUUAUAUUCUAUAUUUUAUAAUUUAAGGUAAAUUAUUUAUUUAGCUAGUUGAAUAUUUAACAAAACAAAUUAUAGUUUAAUAUAUUUUCAAAUUUAUUUCUUGUUAAAUAAUUAAAUUUUGAAUUUACAAAAAAAAAAACAAAUAGUCUUAUCUUUGUUAAAAUUAUUAUUCAAAUAGCUCCAGACUGGAAAUAAUAAAUUUAUAUAAAUAAUAAAGCCAAUUAACUAACCGGGUUUGCCAAAUUAAUAAUUGCCAGAUAAAAAAUUAAUAAACAAUAAUAAAAACAAUUAUUUUCUUUUAGAAAAAAAAACAAAAUAGAUAAAAAAGUUGAUUAAAAAAUUUACAAGAAAUAGCAUUAAAUAUUAUUUCAAUUUUUUAGAAGUAAUUUAAAUAAUUUCAUUGAUUAUUUAUCAAUUUAAAUGAUAAAUUAUUUAUUUAAUAUAUAUUUUAUUAAUAAACAAAAUGACCAUGAUAUUAAUCUUAAAAAAAAAAUACACAAAUACCAAAAGGCUUGUUUUUUUUUCUUGUUAAAAUAAAACAAAUAACAUUUAUUGUUAAUGGUUGUUAACGAUUGUUUAAACAAAUAAAAAAUAUAUUAUUUUAGAUUAAAUAAAGAGUUGCAUUUAAUAGUCUAGUCUGAAAUUAAAAAAACUAAAAAAAUGUAGGCCUUAAAAUAAAAUCGUAGAUAAAAAAAUAAAUACCUUUUUUUAAUUUGUUAAUAGUAUUGAAAUUUUAUGUUAGCUAUGAUUAAUUUAAAAUAAUUAUAAAAAUUGUUAGAAUAUUUAUAAAGUGUUCAUUAGUAAAACAAAAAGACAAAAUUGAAUGCAUGGUAAAAAAAAAUAAACCAACUAAUUAAAAAAUAUAAAAUUACUAGAAAUUCGUAGCCAAACAAAUGGCCAAUCAUGUACCUCAAGUAGAAAAUCAUUAACAAAAGGAAAAAAAAAAUAAUUAAUUUAUUAGAUGUAUUGUUUAAAUGCUGUUAAAAAAGAAAAUUAUAAAAUCAAACGACAGCCUUGUUAAUAAAAUUGUGUAGACCAAAUCUACACAAAAAAAAAAAUAGUGAUACCAUUAGUUUAAAUUAAUAAAACAAUAAUAAUAAAAUAUAAAAUGAGUAUAUAAAUAAUAUUAGAACGCAUGAAAUAUUAUUUUCCAAUUUUGUUGUUUUAGAUCGGAGACAAUGGGUAGCCAUUGGAGUCUUGACUGCUAUUUUGGUAUUUUUAAUUAUUUUAUUUAUAAUUAAAUGAAUGGCCAAUAAUAAAAAAAAAAAAAACAAUUAUAAAU
Molecule: messenger RNA, 2671 nt
Organism: Aphidius gifuensis
Lineage: Eukaryota; Metazoa; Arthropoda; Insecta; Hymenoptera; Braconidae
Product: syntaxin-6
Exons: 6
Coding region: 495-1352 (285 amino acids)
Biological process (GO): vesicle fusion; Golgi vesicle transport; intracellular protein transport
Cellular component (GO): endomembrane system; SNARE complex; synaptic vesicle membrane
Molecular function (GO): SNARE binding; SNAP receptor activity
Source: RefSeq, a predicted model, not a curated record